AUGAUGUAUCAAAAAGCUUUCGCCAAUUCACGUAGUCAUGGCAACGAAUUGGCUGAUGGAUCGAGGGGUUCAAGAUCUGCUGGAGGUUGUGACCGACGAACAACAAUUUUAAUUGUUUCAACAUUAUUCACCACCAUAAUUGGAAUUGUUUGCGUCAUCGUCGCGUUAAAUCGAGAUGUUUGGGUGAGAAAAGAAAAAUUGAAAAGCAAAAAAUGA
Clunio marinus is the source of this 216-nucleotide messenger RNA. Lineage: Eukaryota; Metazoa; Arthropoda; Insecta; Diptera; Chironomidae. The record is from the annotation of a GenBank genome assembly.